CACCUUGUAUUAAGGCCGAGGUAGUCCUUUCCUAAAUAGUCAUGCUAAUAAAUGAACUUAUAAUAAAUGAAUUGCCAGACAAAUUAAGGUUACAUUUGACUUGAUCCUUAUUUUACAGAUUUCGAUAAUUAUCGGGAUCACCCCGAAGUCUCAUUACCACCCUAAUGAGGCGCUGCUACUCCGUGACAUCUACCCCGCUCCAUCUCGUUAAGGAAAUCGCUCUUCAAUGCUGAUUAUUUUAUUUGGGGGUAUAAUUAUAUUUCUUUCGGAUAAAUCACGGCCUAAUCGAGUCCGUACAGAGGGCAGCGGCGCUAAUUGAGGCAAGAGAUGCGGCGGCGGGGCGCCGCACCCGGGCUUAUGUGACCAGAGGACCCCGUGUGCGGGCUGCCGAGUGCUCCGUGAGCAUGUAGCGGCCGGAGGGGGAGCGUCCGGAUCCUGUUCUCGAGGGGUACGCUGCAGUGCAAACAUACUCUCUUACCGGCCCUGGGCUCGAAAUGUUGCUUAAGUGAAAGGCGGUAUUAUUGGCAAAAUGCAGGCCUAGCGUACCAAAAGUAAAGGGGCUCAUUAGGCAGCAGAAUGGCGCCGUUCAAAGUCCUGAUGUGAUUGGAUUUCUGUGACUAAUGCAUUGCGGCGAAAGCGGGAUUUCAUGACUAUUGCAGCCGGCGGAAGUGGGGCGAAUGCAGCUAGUUUGGGUGGUUUCAUUUAUUGAAGUACCUCGUAUCCUGUAAACUGCUGGGGCCGCGUGAUUUGCACGUGGGCUCUUGAUCCGGAGAAGCUGUCGGAUAAACGUGGCGGAGUCAAAGGACAUAAAAAUAUUGUCGGUCUGAAAUGUGGUGGAAAUAGUCAGGGAAAGAACAAGUAGCUCAAAACUCUGCUGAAUUUAGCUUCAACGGGGUUACUCUCCACGACUGGAAAUCCCUCGUGGCCUGAUUUGUCAGCUGUAUUUUGAGGUCGCUCCGAUAUUCCCAUGGAGCAGGUCCUCCUCCUGUGCUCGGCAUGUCCUCUCUUAAAACUGGUUGGACACCCUUCGCCCCAGGAUCACCUGACCUGGCCCUGUCUGCUGCCAGUUGGGCAGGGGAACCAGCCGCGGGCCUCCUGGAAUUGGUCCUAAAUGGACAAAUUGGCCCGAGUAUAACCUCGGAGCAAACUGACCUGCCGUUUUCAGUCCGGUAAUGAGAGAGAGCAAGCACAAAAAGGGUGUUUUAUCCAGCUGUGGAAAGUAACUAAGUACUAGUACUUAAGUCAAGUCCGAAACGUUAGAAUUGUACUUAAGUAUUUUAAAUGUGUUAUUAAUACCUCUACUCCACUACAAUUCAGAUGGAAAUAUACUUUUUACUCCACUACUUUUCAUUUGACAGCUGCUGUUAUGUGUGGGACUAUUUGAUGGGCACACGAAAUAUUGUGAUUUUGUUAUACAGCCAAUUAAACCACCAAACAGUAAAUAAAAUGGGCAAGAUUAGCUCUUCGGGAACCAUCCCCGGUUUUAAAACGCUGCUUGAUGGCGUGAGCGUUAACGGUCUAGCGGUAUCCUGCGUAUUUAACGUAACACUGACUGACACCAUUUUCAGUUUAUCGAUGAUUAAAAAAAUAAACUGUAACUGCGGGGAAAGUUGCCCCGCAUCGCAGCAGCGGGCGGGGUGCGUUUGGCGCAGAUGCGCCGCCGCUAAACUUUGUGCGUGUCAAACUUUUGCCGCAGGCUGGACGCGGAGCGGGCCGCUGCGGUUGCAGCUGAGCUGCAGCGGCGGCAGCGGCAGCAGCAGCCGCUCCUCUCCUGUUUCCACACAGUAGCCGACCUAUUCCUCCUAAUCCCCCAGACUGUCGCCAAAUCAGCUGCACGAAACAAGAAUCUCAUUCGUUAAACCCGAGGCUUGUGCAGAUGGAAGAUCGAUUGUUUUUCUCCUCAGAAAUCUCUAAUUGAGUGAAUACAGGCUGCAAAGGCGGAUCGCGGAGAGGAAGGAAAAACAAAUCACUGGGGCCCAGCGGUUCGGAGAGCCUGUACUGUGACCGGGAGGUCACAGGUUCAAGCCCCCGCCAGCCAGCCACUGUUCGUCCACCAGCAGCAGUCACGCACACUGGGAUCUGAGGGAUGAAGGAUGCCGCCGCGGAGCUCCUGGGCCACAGGGAGGCUCUGAAGUGCAGGCUCGGCGGAGGGGGACCUGACCCGGGACACUCCGGUGAGCUCGGCCCAGGCCCGGACGGCGUGGAGGGGACCACGAUGCUCCCUGGUGAUGAUAUCAGCAGCGGCGGAGGAGGCAACCCGGUGCAGGUCAACAGCAAAGAGCAGGAGAAGCAGCAGCAGCAGCAGCAGCAGCAGCAGCAGCAGAGCAGCAACAACCCCAACCAGUCUGGAGGGCAGCAGACCCAGAAGCAGAAGCGGCACCGGACCCGCUUCACCCCGGCGCAGCUCAACGAGCUGGAGAGGAGCUUCGCCAAAACGCACUACCCCGAUAUCUUCAUGCGGGAGGAGCUGGCUCUCAGGAUCGGUCUGACAGAGUCCAGAGUGCAGGUCUGGUUUCAGAACCGACGCGCCAAGUGGAAGAAGCGCAAGAAGACCACCAAUGUCUUCCGGGCUCCGGGCACUCUCCUGCCGACGCACCACGGCCUGCCUCAGUUCCCGUCCGCCGCGGCAGCAGCAGCCGCCAUGGGCGACAGCCUCUGCUCCUUCCACGCCAACGACACCCGCUGGGCCACGGCAGGGAUGCCCGGCGUGUCUCAGCUGCAGCUACCGCCGGCUCUGGGCCGCCAGCAGGCCAUGGCUCAGUCCCUGUCUCAGUGCAGCCUCGGCGCCGGGCCGCCGCCCAACUCCAUGGGUCUAUCCAACAUGUCGUCGAACGGCUCCGGGCUGCAGUCACACCUCUACCAGCCCACUUUCCCGGGGAUGGUACCCGCGUCCCUAUCCGGCCCGACCAACGUGACCGGCUCGCCUCAGCUGUGUAGCUCCCCGGACAGUGACGUCUGGAGAGGGACAAGCAUCGCCUCGCUGCGCCGCAAAGCGCUGGAGCACACAGUAUCCAUGAGUUUCACCUAGUCAGGAGGGCGAAGAGCUUUUCUUUCACCCACACAGAGAUCUUCUGCAUUCAGUUCUUACUCAUCCAGUCCAUCCAAACGGCGCACCGGGAAAAAUACAAGCAGGAUACUUGUUCACAUCACAAACCGCAGAGCUGCACAUCUGGCCUUUAUUUUUAUUUUUUUCUCUCCCAAAUCACAAACAAGAGGGAAAACUGAAGCUAUUCACCAGGCCUGUGGGCCUUGGUCAAGCAUAGGGCUGGUUCAGUUUCAAGCUAUGAUUUAUUAUUUCGCAUGUAGCCUAUGGCGACUAUUUAUUUGUCUAUUUAAAUGAACCUAUUCGUUUGUCCAGUACCUAUUUAUUUGGCACAUGCAGCCCUCGCUUUUACCGUCGCAGGGCUUUCAGUGACGUUCGCUUGGUGACUGGCGGUUUUUCCGAAGACAAAUUCUGUGGAUACUUUGAAACACACACACACACACACGCACACACACACACACACACACACACGCGCACACACACACGAAAAACAGAUUCCCCUUUCAAAACCCGCUGCGCAGCACGCAACUCUGGAGGGGGCCAAAGGGACGCACGGUGGACGUGCUUAAAACCAAGACGCCUGGGAGUUCGGAAGAGCGACAGCGUGAGAGAGAGAGAGAGAGAGAGAGAGGGGGGGAACUGAUCUGGCAGGAAUCAGGACACCACGGAAAAGGACUUGCCUGCAUGUGCUGUCCAAGGCAAAAAAUAAAUAAAAAUAAAGAAAUAAGGGAAAUACUAUAAAUUAAAACAUGGAAACUGACUCUAACUAUAAUCUGUUAUAUAGGAUGUUUUGUGUAGCGGAAACACUCUUGUUCCCAUUUGGUCGAUUUGUGAUAACUUAUGUUUCCAAAAUUAUGUCUGUGCUUAUUAUCAAAUCUGACUUUCUUACAUGUUUGAACCAUUUUUGUUUCCAUGGACAUGUUUAUAUCAAUUAAAUGUAAAUGAUCAAAUAAAAAUC
Molecule: messenger RNA, 4001 nt
Organism: Xiphias gladius (swordfish)
Lineage: Eukaryota; Metazoa; Chordata; Actinopteri; Istiophoriformes; Xiphiidae
Gene: otpa
Product: orthopedia homeobox a
Exons: 3
Coding region: 2087-3028 (313 amino acids)
Biological process (GO): neuron differentiation; regulation of DNA-templated transcription
Molecular function (GO): DNA-binding transcription factor activity, RNA polymerase II-specific; DNA binding
Source: RefSeq, a predicted model, not a curated record